AUGAAAGUGAUGCGUAGGCCGCCCGGCGUCUUCAGCUGGGGUCAUACGCCGCGAGCAAGGUCGCGUGCUUUGCAACGCCGAUGCUUCGCUGCGGUGGCGGAUGCAGUCCGACCUUACGAUGUCGUUAUUAUAGGCGGUGGUCAUGCCGGUACCGAAGCCAGUGCAGCUGCGGCACGAUCUGGUGCCCGAACUGCGCUUGUUACUCCAUCCUUGUCCAAUCUCGGAGUCUGUUCCUGCAAUCCCAGUUUCGGCGGCAUAGGCAAGGGGACCAUGAUGCGCGAGAUCGACGCCCUGGACGGAGUGGCGGGACGAAUCGUCGAUAAAGCCGGUAUACAGUUCAGAGUACUGAACAAGAGCAAAGGACCAGCCGUCUGGGGCCCGCGAGCGCAGAUUGACCGAGAACUGUACAAGAGAUAUAUGCGAGAAGAGAUGUUGUCCACGCCGAAUUUAAGCAUCUUGGAAGGCAAAGUUGCAGAUAUAAUCACGUCGCGGGAUGGCUUGGAUCCGAACGAUAAAGUUGCAAAGGCACGUAUUACAGGCGUUCGUCUAGAGGAUGGACAAAUCAUUCCCGCAUCGCACGUCGUCAUCACCACAGGGACGUUCCUUGGGGGAGAAAUACACAUUGGUCUCGAAGCAUACCCUUCUGGGCGGAUAGGCGAGGCUGCAACCUUCGGGUUGAGCAAGUCACUACGCAGUGCCGGAUUUACAUUAGGACGGCUUAAGACUGGAACCCCUCCACGACUCGAUCGAGACACUAUCGACUUUUCUGUACUGGAAGUGCAACCAGGCGAUUCUCCUCCUAAUCCCUUCUCGUAUCUCAAUGAUACCGUUCAGAUAGGCGACGAGGGUCAGCUAAGUUGCUGGGCAACUGACACAAACGAAGCGUCACACGACAUCAUCCGUGCAAACCUCGAUAAAUCCAUACACAUCCGCGAGACUGUGAAAGGACCUCGGUACUGUCCGUCGCUGGAGUCGAAAAUCAUCAAAUUCCCACAUAAGCCGAAACAUAUGAUAUGGCUCGAGCCCGAGGGUCUUGAGCCAAAUAAGGUUAUCUAUCCGAACGGAAUCAGUAUGACUGUGCCUGCUGACGCACAAUAUGCGAUGCUGAGGACAGUCAAAGGACUGGAAAACGUCAAAAUGCUCCAACCUGGGUACGGCGUCGAGUACGACUAUAUUGACCCGCGGAAUCUCUUUCCAACUCUUGAGACCAAAUUAAUCAAGGGUUUAUUCCUUGCCGGGCAAAUCAACGGUACUACAGGCUACGAGGAGGCAGCCGCUCAAGGUAUUAUCGCUGGCAUAAACGCCGGUCGGGCUUCACAAGGCCAUGGCGCCUUUACACUCACUCGCGCUGAAGCCUUCAUCGGGAUUCUAAUCGAUGAUCUGAUAACCAAGGGUGUCAGCGAGCCGUACCGCAUGUUCACCGCUCGAAGCGAGUAUCGGAUGAGUUGCCGCUCCGACAAUGCCGAUCUUCGUCUCACCGAGAAGGGUCGUGAAGCCGGCGUGGUCAGCGACAAGCGAUGGGCACAUUUCACCAGCACGCGCGACCAAGUGGUCGAGUUGCAGGAAGCGCUGAAGAAUGCCGCUUUCUCGAGCCAGGACUGGUUGAAGUUCGGUAUCGAAUCGCGGGUUGAUUCGACUAAGAAAACUGCAUUCACUAUGCUCCGGUCAACUGGAAUGACUGUCGACUUGCUCUCUAGCCGUGUCCCAAACCUGUCCGCAGCCUCCAACUUCGAAGAUAAGGUUAAGGCACGAGUGCAAAUCGAGAGCAUCUAUGCGCCAUAUAUUGGCUUCCAGCAGAAGGCCGUUGAGGCUUUCGAACGGGACGAGUCCCUCGCGCUCCCUGCAGAUUUGGAUUAUGACAAGGUCCCCUCGCUGAGGAUCUCGGAAAGACAGGUAUUAAAGCUCGUGAGACCUGGAAGCAUUGGAAUGGCGCGACGAGUCGAAGGAGUUACUCCAGCGGGAGCACUGCGCUUACUGCAGUAUGCAAGAAAACCCAGGCUAGCCAGUGUCUCAGCCUCGACAGUUGCCGCAUCGCCGAGCGAGGAGUUAUUGAAGUCAGAGAGAGCAGAAGCUGAAGGCGCCAUCGGUGCUGCGUGA
Exophiala viscosa is the source of this 2097-nucleotide messenger RNA. RefSeq names its product tRNA uridine 5-carboxymethylaminomethyl modification enzyme GidA. NCBI's taxonomy places the organism in Eukaryota, Fungi, Ascomycota, Eurotiomycetes, Chaetothyriales, Herpotrichiellaceae. Gene Ontology annotation, biological process: tRNA methylation; mitochondrial tRNA wobble uridine modification. The transcript has 2 exons. Gene Ontology annotation, molecular function: flavin adenine dinucleotide binding. Bases 1 to 2097 code for a protein of 698 amino acids. The record is from RefSeq and is a predicted model, not a curated record. Gene Ontology annotation, cellular component: mitochondrion; cytosol.